Messenger RNA from Periophthalmus magnuspinnatus, 10797 nucleotides. RefSeq names its product chromodomain helicase DNA binding protein 6 (gene chd6). Lineage: Eukaryota; Metazoa; Chordata; Actinopteri; Gobiiformes; Gobiidae. The transcript is spliced from 45 exons. The record is from RefSeq and is a predicted model, not a curated record. Bases 160 to 10086 code for a protein of 3308 amino acids. Gene Ontology annotation, molecular function: protein binding; ATP-dependent chromatin remodeler activity; ATP binding.
UCCCCUCCCACCUCUGCUGCUCGCUAAUUUUUUAUGCAUUUUUCUAAAACUGUCAUGGCGAUUUGGUGUCCUUGGAAAUAAAAAGCGCCAGCGUUUUUCGGGCUUACCGGGGGGGAUGUCUGGCCGGUGUCCGAAGCAGAUGCAGUGAAGGGCUAGAAGAUGAAAAUACACAAGAAGGACAAGCAGCAGAUGUUUAGUGGUCUCCUGAAGCACACUCCACCUCCGGCCCUCGCUGCCAGCUCCGCCUCCUCCUCCCCCUCCUCCGCCUCGGACCAAAACAACCACGACGCACAGCCCACGCAACCUCCCCUACCCACAAUCCCAAGGGGUCACCUGGUCGUGGGCUCCAAAGACCAGCUCCGCCUCCUGACCCCGGUGGGCAGCUCGGCGACGUCCAAUCACUGUGCGGCAACCAUCAGAGCAUCCAAGCCCCUGAACCAAGAAGAAGACGAUGAUGACAAUGGUGGAGGGGGUAGGGUCAAGAAGAAACGCAAGAAAAAAGACAAGCGUGAACGAAUCGGAGAUGUGGAGGAGGAGCAAAGAGGAAGCAGUAAACCAAAGAAACGCAAAGAGGAGAAGGAGAGGGGGCCAACGGUGGUGGUGCUGAGUCCGAGGAAGGCCAAGGAGCCCAAGGAGAGGAAGGAGAGGAAGAGUAAAACCAAGGAAGCUAGAAAGGACAAUGGGACGGGGGUUAGGCACGUAAAUGCCGUAGGUCCCGGGGCGGCGGUGGCUCCCAUCAAAAUUCCCGGGAAAAGAGGGCGCAAACCCAAGAUUAAGAUCCUACCUCCUAUACCGCCAGGGCAAGGUGCCCCAGCUCCUCCCGUCCUAUCCAGCAAGGUCUCUGGACACCACCAAGCUUCCCCGGCCAAGGGCAACGGUCCGGCCCACCACCGCGCUCCCCCCUCUGGCCCCAAACAGCGCGGACGCAAGCCUAAAGCGGCUGGUUCUCUGCCGGUGGAGAAGAAGAAGAAGGGGAAGAGGAGAAAGGAGGAGCUCCUUUUAGAGGCUGUGGAAAGUGAUGACACCACGUCCACGUCAGGCCUCACUGUGGGGGGAGAGGACAGCCAGGACCCUCUGGACAGCAGCAAGCGGCGUUCCGGGCGGCAGGUGAAGAGGAGGAAGUACAAUGAAGACCUGGACUUUAAGGUGGUGGACGAUGACGGGGAGACCAUCGCAGUGCUGGGGGCUGGGAGGAUCUCUGCUCUCAACGCCACAGCUCUGGCCUGGCAGGCAGAGGAACCGCCAGAGGACGAGGCCAACAUCAUAGAGAAAAUCCUGGCUGUCAGACCAGUGAAGAAAGAGACUUCAUCAACAGAGGACCAAUCAGAGGAGGCGGAGGAGUUCUACGUCAAAUACAGAAACUUUUCGUACCUGCACUGUAAAUGGGCCACUCUGGAGGAGCUGGAGAAAGACCCAAGGAUCCACCAGAAAAUCAAACGCUUCAGGACCAAACAGGCCCAGAUGAAGCACCUCUUCACUGAGCCUGACGAGGAUUUGUUUAAUCCCGACUAUGUGGAGGUGGACCGAGUGCUGGAGGUGGCUGUUACCACGGAUACAGAGACAGGAGAGGAGGUGACACACUACCUGGUGAAGUGGUGCAGUCUGUCUUAUGAGGAGGCCACGUGGGAACUGCAGGAGGAUCUGGACCCAGAGAAAGUCAAAGAGUUCCAGGAGAUCCAGAAGCCGCCCUCAGACCUCCGGCAUGUGGAGCGUCCACCUCCAGAGAAGUGGCAGAAGUUGGAGCGUUCCAGAGAUUACCGUAAUGGGAACCAACUGCGGGAGUACCAGCUGGAGGGCAUGAACUGGCUCCUCUUCAACUGGUACAACAGGAAAAAUUGUAUCCUGGCCGACGAAAUGGGUUUGGGGAAGACAAUCCAGUCCAUCACUUUCCUGUACGAGAUGUUCAGUCUGGGCAUCAGGGGGCCGUUCCUCAUCAUCGCCCCCCUCUCCACUAUCACCAACUGGGAGAGGGAGUUCAGGACCUGGACCAACAUGAACGUCAUAGUGUACCACGGAUCGCAGAUUAGUCGCCAGAUGAUCCUGCAGUACGAGAUGUUCUACAGGGAUGCACAGGGUAACACUAUCCCCGGCGGGCUGAAGUUCCACGGGUUGAUCACCACUUUCGAGAUGAUCAUGGCCGACUGUCCUGAGCUGAAGAAACUCAACUGGAGAUGUGUGGUCAUUGACGAGGCGCACAGGCUCAAGAACAGAAACUGCAAACUCCUGGAAGGGCUCAAACUCAUGAACCUGGAGCAUAAGGUGCUGCUGACUGGGACCCCUUUGCAGAACUCUGUGGAGGAGCUCUUCUCUCUGCUCAACUUCCUGGAGCCGCUGCAGUUUCCCUCCGAGAGCGCCUUCUUAGAGGAGUUUGGAGACCUCAAGACCGAAGAACAGGUGAAGAAACUCCAGGCCAUUCUGAAGCCCAUGAUGCUGAGGAGGCUGAAGGACGACGUGGAGAAGAACCUUGCGCCCAAAGAGGAGACAAUUAUUGAGGUGGAGCUGACCAACAUCCAGAAGAAGUAUUACCGAGCCAUUCUAGAGAAGAACUUUUCAUUUCUGUCCAAAGGAGCCAACCAGCACAACAUGCCCAACCUCAUCAACACCAUGAUGGAGCUGCGCAAGUGCUGCAACCACCCCUAUCUCAUCACAGGAGCGGAGGAGAAGAUCUUGGAGAGCUUCCGGAAGAGCCACAGUCCAGAUGCUCCGGACUUCCAGCUCCAGGCCAUGAUACAGGCUGCGGGAAAACUGGUGCUCAUCGACAAGCUGCUGCCCAAGCUGCUGUCAGGAGGCCACAAGGUCCUGGUCUUCAGCCAGAUGGUGCGCUGCCUGGACAUCCUGGAGGACUACCUCAUACAGAGACGUUACACAUACGAGCGAAUAGAUGGUCGUGUGAGAGGAAAUCUACGCCAAGCCGCCAUAGACCGCUUCUGUAAACCCGACUCAGACCGCUUCGUGUUCCUGCUGUGCACCAGAGCCGGAGGUUUGGGCAUCAACCUCACCGCUGCAGACACAUGUAUCAUCUUUGACUCUGACUGGAACCCACAGAACGACCUGCAGGCCCAGGCGCGCUGUCACCGGAUUGGUCAGAGUAAAGCAGUGAAAGUUUAUCGCCUCAUCACAAGAAACUCUUAUGAGAGGGAGAUGUUUGACAAGGCCAGUCUCAAACUGGGACUGGACAAGGCCGUGCUGCAGGACAUCAACCGCAAAGGCAGCCUCAACGGGGUGGCGCAGUUGUCCAAGCUGGAGGUGGAAGACCUGCUGAAGAAGGGUGCGUAUGGAGCCCUGAUGGACGAGGAGGACGAAGGCUCCAAGUUCUGUGAGGAGGACAUCGACCAGAUACUUCAGAGGAGAACCCAGACCAUCACCAUCCAGUCUGAGGGCAAGGGCUCCACAUUCGCCAAGGCCAGUUUUGUGUCGUCUGGAAACAGAACAGACAUUUCUCUAGACGACCCAAACUUCUGGCAGAAAUGGGCCAAGAUCGCUGAGGUGGAGAUCGACUCCAGGUCUGAGAAGGAGUCGCUGGUGAUCGACACUCCGCGCGUGAGGAAGCAGACGCGUCACUAUAACUCGUUUGAGGAUGACGAGCUGAUGGAGUUCUCGGAGCUGGACAGUGACAGUGAGGACAGGCCGUGUAGGACCAGGAGGCUGGGGGAGCGGGGCCGGAGGUACCUGAGGGCCGAGUGCUUCAGGGUGGAGAAGAACCUGCUCAUAUUCGGCUGGGGUCGGUGGAAGGACAUCCUGAACCACGGGCGAUUCAAAUGGCAUCUUGCAGAGAGAGACAUGGAGGUGAUCUGCCGGGCUCUGCUUGUGUACUGCCUCAGACACUACAAAGGAGACGACAAGAUCAAGAGCUUCAUCUGGGACCUGAUCGCUCCCACCAAAGACGGACAGGAGGACCAGACCCUGCUCAAUCACUCCGGUUUGUCGGCCCCGGUUCCUCGCGGAAGGAAGGGGAAGAAGCUGAAGACCCAGGGGGGAGGGGAGGUGGAGAACGCAGACUGGCUGGUUCACUGUAACCCUGAGCUGGUGCUGCAGGACGAGAGCUACAAGAAGCACCUCAAACAGCACUGCAACAAGGUGCUGUUGAGAGUGCGAAUGUUGUACUACCUGAAGGUGGAGGUUUUGGGAGAAGCAGCCACUCAGGCGCUGGAGGGGGUCCCUGCCAGUAAACUGGAGGUCACUCUCCCGGACAUCGACUACAUUGAGAUUCCGGCCUCAUGGUGGGACGCAGACGCCGACAAGUCUCUGCUCAUAGGAGUGCAUAAACAUGGUUAUGAGCGUUACAAUGCGAUGCGAGCAGACCCAGAGCUGUGCUUCCUGGAGCGGGUGGGGAUGCCUGAUGUCACUGCUCUGUCGGCUGAACAGGGAGGAGUUGAGGCCAGUGGAGACGCUACAGACAGUGGCAAAGCAGAGGAGACGAAGGAGGAAGCCGAGAGCAAACCUGAUGGAGGAGAGGAGCGUGAGGAGAAUGGAAAGGGAGGAGAGGAGACCUGCUCCAGUACAGACACCUCGGACAAACCUGACAGCACAGCCCCGGAACCUCCUUCUGUUCCAGACUCUCAGACCCAGCUCUCCUUAGACCUCAGCGCUCAGGAUGCUACUCUUGUUACCACGACGACCACCGGGACCGGGAUGGGCGUGGCUGCUCUCCAGUUGGUGCAGACACGCCCACUCUGGCCCACUGGCCCCGCCCUCACGGCCCGUCUGAGGCGCCUGAUCACGGCCUACCAAAGGUUCACCCUGCGCCGGGAGCCAAUGCUACGCCACGACUUCCUGCUGCAUGAUGGACUGGUUGCCAUGGGGAUCGGAGGAGGGGCGGGGCAUCACGGGCCGUUGGCGUGGCAACUGGGGGAGGAGCUACGGAGGUGUACGGUGGUGCCAACCGAAGCUGACCCGCUGUUCCUAGAGUGGCAGAGAAGAUGGACGCGUCGGGAGCAGGCAGACUUCUACAGGACCGUGUCCUCCUUUGGGGUGGUGUUUGACCCAGAGAGGAAGGCGUACGACUGGUCCCAGUUCAGAGCUCUGGCCCGGCUGGAACGCAAGACCGACGAAAGCCUGGAGAGAUACUUCAACUCUUUUGUCAACAUGUGUCGGACCGCCUGCAAACUGCCCCCCAGGAAGGAAGAAGGUCUAGUGGACCCUGCGCUGGUUGUGGAGCCUCUGACAGAAGAGAGAGCUGCUAGGACGUUGUACCGAAUUGAGCUGUUACGAAAGAUCCGGGAGCAGGUCCUCCGACAUCCUCUCCUCUCUGCCCGCCUGCAGCUGUGCCGGCCCUCCCUGUACCUGCCCGUGUGGUGGGAGUCCGGCAAACACGACCGUGACCUCCUCCUGGGGGCAGCCCGGCACGGACUCAGCCGCACUGACUUCUAUAUCCUCAACGACCCCCAGCUCAGCUUUCUGGAGGCCCACCGCAACUAUGUCCGAGGCCACCCCACAAACCCCCACCACCCCGGGCUAGCUACUCACCCCGGGAUCCCUCAGUCUACCACUCAGAUGCCCCAUUGCUGCAUGUACGAUUCGGGUAUCCAGCCUCCAGACUACCAUGCCGCACACCAGCAGACUCAGCAUCACCCAAUAGUGCCUUCUCCAGCUCCACAGCUAGACCCCCAUGACCCCACGCCCUCGAGCCUGGGGAUGGUCCCUGGGACACGGGCAGCCGACUUCAUGGACUGUCCCCCCCUGGAUGAGUCCCUCGAGCUCAGUUCGUUGCAGCACGACGCAGAUGGUUUGCACGGAGGGAAAGGAUCUAAAGACGCUCUGAAUGGGUUUCCCUUUAAUUCAGCGGCUGGGGGCCAGAGUAUGUUGAAUUCAUACGGAGUGGGCGGGGCAGAUCUGGACUCUAAGCUCAGGAGUGACGUGUUGGUGGGUGAGCAGGGGUCGUCAGAGGAGAGUGGACUCAUGGCUCCUUCUGUAGAGCUCAACCAGAUACAGGCUCCUUGGGACAGCACAGAGACCUCCAGUCCGGCUCAUCAUAUGUUCAACGAGUCGGACCCAAUCCUGGGCCCGUCAGGUCUGGAGCCGGGCUUCCUGGAGGAGGAUGAGGAGGACACGAGGGGGGCAGACCGAGCCGAGGAGGGGGGAACACUGGAGGAGUGUCUGGGCCUGCCCCCGUCUGCCUCCCCCUCUCACCCCUCUGCUGGAGAUGCUUCUACUUACAUGCUCUUUAAGGAUAUUGGCGUCACCGAGGAACCCAGCGCAGACCAAACCGACCUAUCAGCGAGCCCUCCUCCUCCUUAUGUCCCGCCCCCUCCGCUGUCUCUCUCUGACAUCACUGACCAGGCACAGGAUAGGCUGGACCAGAGUGAUGUUACAGAGAGCCUGACCAAUCCCGUGGAGGAGGGGGAGGGACAAGAUGGAGGCACAGGGUUCGAGUUUGACAAGAAAGAAGAUGAGGAAAUGCAGAGAGAUCCUGAGAGUAAGGAUGUGGAUGUUGACCCAGGUACAGACCCAGACGUGAUGAUGGACGUAUCCAACCCACUUUCCGAGGACCUCCAAGGCACCUACAGCGAAACAGUGGACCCCUUUAUGGGCAAGCUGGACCAGGACAGCUCCCUAGCCUGCUCCGAGUCCCUGGGAGAACCCGGAGAAGACGUAGACCAAAUCAUGCUGUACCAACCCAUGGAGACCGGAAACCCCCUCAACGAAGACGUGCUGAUGGAUAACGCCACGGAUGACUUUUUAGAACCAAAUCUCAAAGAGGAAUGUACAAUGCAAAACGCGGAAUUAGCCAGUGACGUAGAUGCUAUUUCAGAAGGCCAAGCAGAUCCGGUAUCGCUAAUGGAAGUUCCAAUGUUGCAGCCAGAUGAAGAAAUUGGAGAAAAGGUGGUUCAAGUCAAUGAAUCAGACUUGGAAGAAAAUUCUGUAGCCAAUGCCGCACCAACUAAUGGCAAAACUGAAAUCAAAAAUGAAGUAUCCAUUGACGAGGAUGAAAAAAAUAAUUUUGAAAGUGAAAUCAAGCCAGAUCCUACCCUUUUCCAAAACAGUUCAGAUUUUUCAAACUUUUUAGCAAAUGAAGACGUUGAGAAGAAGCCGCAAGAACUGCCAAUCAAAAUGGAGGAUGCAAAGCAAGAAGACGUAUUCACAAGCUACGAGGACGCUGUGGAAACGAAACCGCUAGCAUGUUCCAUAAAAUCCGAAAUGUCCACUAAAGUUGAGCAGUUAGACUUUCCGAUCAAGGACGAAGACACCAAACCGGAAAAUUUGAGUUUGAAACAAGAGAGUGUGGACAGUAAGGCAAACGUAUUCCAGUUAGCUUACUCAGAUGAAGUUAAGAGUGAAAUCAAGCCAUUGGAAUUGCAAUCUUCAUUUGCAGAUCUCAAGACUGAAGCAAAACCGGAAGAUUUGUCAAUGUUUGCAGAUAAUGUUAAAUCGGAGAUGAAAACUGAGGGGUUGGAGCUGACCGCGUGUCCAGAUAGCACUGAGGUGAAAGCCGAAAGCAGGGAUGAGGGGUUGGAGAUGGUGAAAGGGGAGGCCAAACAGGAGCUACUGGAGGCAGACAGUACAGUGAUGACCCCCAGGAUGGAGCAGGCUGGAGGGGUGAACGAAGGACCUGAGAACCUGUGCAAGAGUCAAGUGAAAGAAGAGCAACCCAAUACUCCAGCCCCUGUGCUGGAGGGCUACAGUGGCAGCCCCCGCUUUGCCACCCCCAUGUCCAUGUGUGACAUCCCAGACGGCCUGCACGACUCCAGGGAGAGAGAGCCCACCAUCGCCCAGCUGCUCCAGGAGAAAGCGCUCUACUCCUUCUCCGAGUGGCCCAAGGACCGUGUGAUCAUAAACCGCCUGGACUCUAUCUGCCAUGCCAUCCUCAAGGGCAAAUGGCCCUCCUCCAAUGAACAGUAUGACUCUCCCGGGGUGCUAGCCGCUAACUCUUGCCUGGCUAACAGCUUGGCUCAGCACCAUCAGCAGCAGCAGAGGGCCGGGUUCCUGUCCACCACUCCAGUCUCUGUACCAGGACAGUCCCGGGUCCAACCACCACCUGCAGGACUCAGCUUCCCCCUGCCCCCUCCCCUCACCAGGCUGCCUAAGUUUGUGUCGCGGGGCGGGGCAGUCGGGAGGGGCGGAGCUUGGCGCCUCACCUCGUUGCCUCUGUUGCAGGAGAGGCUGGUGGCUCCUCCCUAUCUGCCCGAGCUCAAGCGAGGGGGAGGGCGCCGGCCCUUUGACUAUGAAGCCGCCGCUAAAGCCCUAACUGGUAAGAUGACGCCCAGCUCCACCAAUGAGAAGGCAGCAAGUAUAGUAGCUCCGCCCACGCACCGUACACCGCCAAUGUUGAUCAACGGCUGGCAGGAGACGGCCAUGGACUUGACCAAGCCCUCAGGAGGUGACCAGGAAGAGGGAGGAGGUGCCAAAAAGCUAGCUCCACCCCCCAUCUCUGCACCAUUGCCAGGACUGGACAUGGCGGGCAUCUUGCAGGCCGGCCUUAUUCACCCAGUUACAGGGCAGAUAGUGAACGGCAGCCUGCGCUCUGAUGACGCUCUGAGGAGGAGGAGGGGCAGGAGGAGGAACGUGGAGGCGCUGUACUCUGAGUUCACCAAAGGCAGAGGGCUGACACCUGAGGCACAGGCUCGCGUUGAGGCUAUCAGCCACUCCACUGUCUCUUCCUCCACCUCCUCUCCCUCCCCCUCCCCGUCGGACCGCCCCCCUGGCCCACCCACGCCCUCUUCCUCCUCCACCCCGACCCCGCCCACUCAGACCCCCCCACAGCCUGAGAUUGUGGCCAUUGACCGGGAGGCAGCAAGCAAAGGCCUCAUUGAGUGGCUCAGGCAGAAUCCUGGAUACAGCAUGGAUCUGCCUGCUUUCGCCCAUACUCCAGGAGCCAGUGUGCUGCAUGGUUUUAUAGAGCGUCCCAAACAGAGGAGGCACCGCUGCAAAGACCCCACCAAGCUGGACGUGAACUCUCUGACUGGAGAGGAGAGGGUCCCUGUGGUGCACCGUGGCACCGGACGCAGGCUAGGGGGUGCUAUGGCUCCAGCGAUAAAGGAGCUGUCCCGGUGGCUGGAUGCUAACUCUGAAUACUUUGUGGCUCCGGACUGGGCAGAUGUGGUCAAACAUUCUGGAUAUCUACCUGAAGGGAAGUUCUCCCGCAUCCUGACUGAACCAGUGAACCGGGACGCAGCCAGACGCCGUGGUCGUCGUCCCCGCAGUGAGAUGCCCAAGCCCCUGCUCUCUGUAUCGGACGCCUCACCUACCACUCUGGGCCCCCCUAUAUUCAUGAACGGAGGGCUUAUCGGCAGUGUGGACACUAUGGUGGCUAUGCAAAAUCUGCGCGGAGCUGCUAUCCCCGGGUUACCUAUAUCGGGCAUCAUGGCAGCUGGCUUUCCUCAUGGCUUCCCUGGGACUUCUUCAUCACCAGAAGAUGCUAAAAAUGGCCUGAGCAUGCUACCAAUGAUGCUACACGGUAUACCACAUGGCGCCGCUAUACCGCAACAUGCUAUGCUAAGUGUUGGUAUGAUGGCACACGCUCCUCCGCCACCUAAAGCUGCUCAGUCUGAAUCAGCUAGCCCUACUUCUUCGACUACAGAGAAGGAAUCGUCUUCAGGUGCGGCUGAAAAGGAUACAAGCAAAGAUGAAUCUGGAGAAGGAAGUCUAAAAGCUACAACAACCACAGCAGCAGCAAUAGUGGAGCAAGCCGCAAUUAUCACCUCUACCAGUAGGGGGCAUAUCGGAGCAGCGCACAUCGGAACAAGCGCAAGUAGCCAUCUUACGUUUAACCCUUUCUUAAUACCGGGAAUGUCGCACGGUUUGCUGUACCCGCACAUGUUCCUUCCGCACGGGGGCAUCAUGGCACUACCAGCUAUGCCCCCCGGAGCGGUGGACGGGUCCCCGGGAAGCCCAAAAAGGAGGCGCAAGAAAGAGGAGGAGAAAGGAGACGAAGGAAAGGAACUCAAAGCCGACGCUAGCUCACAGCCGGUUAGCCAGACGCCGCCUCCUGCUAGCUCCUCUGCGAAAGACGCAAGUGAAAGUAUUGAAACGCAGGGGGCAACAGAGAGUCAAGACUCGCAAGAGCGCACAGAGGAGGCAACAUCGGAAGAAGAGAGAAGGCAGGAAGUGGUAGAGGACCAGAGACAAGCAAACGGAGAGGAAGGCUAAAAAUAUCCAAUCUACUUUCUUGUAAAAUUUGUGCCGUGUCUGUCAGUUAAUGUCCAUGUAAAGAUUUUUUCAAUAUGGCAGUUCAACAAUGAUAAUGUCUUACUCGGUCAUGUUUAUAAAGCCACCUCUCUCACCACUUCUUCUCCUUGUAUACAGAUACUAGUGCAAGAGACAGAAAUACAACAUCAGUGUAUUCUUUCCAUUCUGCAUCAACAAAAUCAGAUCAGGACAGAAGGAAAAUACUGCGACCAAGAUGGCGGCAGUGACAUAAACAUUGUACUCUAAGUGAACUCUUGUUUAUUGGACUUAAAGGACUUAUGAAAACACAUUUCACCACAUCAUGGGAUUUUUUUUUUUACUUUAUCAGUACAUUUAUUUGAUUUCCUGGCACACUCCAAUGUUCCAACCAAGUGCAAUGUCGCAUACUGAGGAGAAGGCAGAACCAGCAUUCCUAUAAAGACUGUGGAAUAUAUUGUUAGCUAAUGUUAUUGGUGAAAAUGAUGAAAACUCAAAGUGCAUUGUAAACCGUGUAUGUUGUCCCUAUUUGCAGUAAUCUUGACUUGUCAAAACACAGCAAGAUAUUUGAAAAGUAAUGAUCUAUUAAGUAAUAUUUAAGGUAUAAUAUGUGUUGUCUUCAGUAAAUGUCAUUUUUCUCAACUUAAAACCAGCAACAUUUAUAAGCUCUAACCCCCGUCUUAUUCAUAUUAUAAC